Messenger RNA from Mya arenaria, 1637 nucleotides. RefSeq lists its product as uncharacterized. Gene Ontology annotation, cellular component: membrane. NCBI's taxonomy places the organism in Eukaryota, Metazoa, Mollusca, Bivalvia, Myida, Myidae. The coding region runs from base 140 to 1096 and encodes 318 amino acids. The record is from RefSeq and is a predicted model, not a curated record. The transcript is spliced from 7 exons.
UGUAACGAAUUAUCAUUUUUGAUGGAAGAUGUCGACAAUAUCGGGAGAGGGCGACAAUAUCGUGUAACGUGCAUUUUUUGUACUGACUGGACAAGCUUAUCAUAAAGGGUAUUUUCAUUAGUAAGCAUUACUUCGACGAAUGCUUCAAAUAGUUAAAAACGCACCGUCUAUCAAACCGAACUUCAAGCCUGCAACCAAGAUGAGGCGAUCUAGAGAAUCUCAGAAGAUGGGUGGUGGAGGGACUAAGACCGCCCAAAACGGACCCGACAACUCCUUACUCACGUUGCUCGCUAACGUCGGCAUCGUCGUGCUCGUCAUUCUGAACAUCUUAUCACUGUUGUUGGGUGUGGGUAUCAUCAUCGUGGGGAAGUAUGUGGACUCGGAGAUCAACAAGAACGAGAACGUCAUGGAGCUCCUCGAGCUCGUGGACUUUGGCGACUUCAACCUCCGCACGCUCGUCGAUGUGCUGAUCAUCAUCAUAUUUAUCGUCGGGGCGUUUGCCAUUGUUCUAUCGCUCAUAGGCGGCAUUGGCGCGUUCUUCACAUUACGUGUUCUCUUGUUUCUUUACAUAGGCAUCAUCCUCCUUGUCAUAAUCGUUGAAAUUGCCGUGGUCAGCUUGUGGGUCAAGCUUUUCCGAGAGGUGGACUACGCCCUGGAGAGCCUGCUCCUGGAUCUACUGAAGGAGUACACGGGGUUCUCCGACAUCACCGUCUACACUGUGGGCUGGGACUUCAUCUUCAUACUCUUUGAUUGCUGUGGGGUGCACCCAAUAACCGCGUCCUCGAAUGAUUUUGAGACGCUUCCGUCAGCGUUUUGGUCGAACGGUGACCGCGGAAGUGACGUCAUCCCGCAUGCGUGCUGCAAGGAUGUGGCCGUUAAAAACUACCUUAACUACACAAACACAGACUGCACUGUGAACUUGCAAGGCUAUCAUACAUCGGGUUGCUAUGACGCAUUUGAUCGAAUUUUCAACCAGCUAGGUUCGGCGGCUGUUUCCGUCGCAAGUCUGUUAGUUCUAGCAGAGCUUGGUGCAAUAUUCUUCAGUGUGAUUAUAAUUAUUGCGGUUUUCAAGAAGAAAAGAGCCGGUCUUGUUUGAAAGAAACCUAAAUGCAGACCUGCAGCUGUUUCCAGAUGUUCUAGUCUGGACAUUACUUUCAGUUGUUUUAGCAUUUACAUACAUAUCUCUUUUUUUAUACUUUUACAAUAUAAUAAAAGUGUUUUCGUGUGUGUUGCGUUCAGUGCACUUAGAAGUUAGCAGGUAUUCAAUUCAUGAACAUAUCAAUUCAAGUCUGUAUACGACUAUUGCCUUCCAGUUAUUAGCGGGGAAAUAAUAUAAUUCAAAAGUUGAUCGAUACGUUUGAAUGAUUGUCAAAUUAAUAUCUAGUUAUAAUUCUAUUGAAUAUGGAUUUUAUAAGCCAGCAUUUUUGCAGUCCAUAGUGAAUUGUUUGGAGGUACCUAUGGAAGUUAAUCCUUCAAGCCCAGUGCAGUUAAAGAAAGCGAAAGUUUAUCAGUUAUAACAUGUACAUGUAUUCAAUAAAUCACCUAUUUAAUAUCAGACAGUAUAAGUAAGAUGAGUUUUGGUAUUUUACCCCUUUUAUAGUAUGCAUGUGCAUGCCAUGACUGUGUUAAUAACAUAC